AUGGAAGUUGCAAGCGUAGUCACCCAGCCUGGCAAGACCAACCUGGAUUACUACAGGAAUGACAGCGCAGGGAUGUCCCUGUAUGGGAACCCGGUGAACGACACAGACUUCAUGUGUGACAAGAGGCAGGUCAGGCAGUUUGCUCGAGCCUUCCUGCCGGUGUGUUUCUGGCUCAUCUUCUCUGUGGGCACGGUGGGAAACGCCUUGGUCGUGCUUGUCUAUUGCAAAUACCGCUUCAGGAGGAGCACGGUGGACCGGUACCUGCUGCACCUGGCCAUCGCGGACCUGCUCCUUCUCUUCACCCUUCCUUUCUGGGCCAAGGCCGCCUCCGAUGGCUGGAUCUUCAAGAACUUCAUGUGCAAAGUCGUCAACAGCAUGUAUAAGAUCAACUUCUACGGCUGCAGCUUGUUUCUAACCUGCAUCAGUUUUGACAGGUACAUCACUAUUGUCCAAGCGAUGAAAGCUAAAACUUCCAAGCGAAGGCGGCUCCUGCGCAGCAAACUCAUGUGCUUGGCUGUCUGGCUGACGUCCGUCAGCCUGUGCAUCCCAGAGAUCGUGUACAGCCAAAGCACGUGGGUGGGCGACAUAACAGUUUGCAAAAUUACGUACCCACCAAAUGUCAGCGCAGUCUUCAGAGUUACUGUCCUGGCCUUGAAAGUCACAAUCGGAUUCUUCCUCCCACUCUUUGUCAUGGUUAUUUGUUAUGCCCUUAUCAUCAACACCCUCCUGCAAGCCAAAAGAUCCCAAAAGCAGAAGUCCCUGAAGAUCAUCACCAUGAUCAUCACCGCUUUCCUCGUCUCUCAGCUCCCGUACAACAUUCUUUUGCUGGUCAAAGCCAUCAACACCUACACCAGGGUGGCCUACAGCUGUCAGGCUGCCGACCGGCUGGACGUCGGGCUGCAGGUCACCCAGAGCAUUGCCUUCCUCCACAGCUGCCUCAACCCAUUCCUCUAUGUCUUUGCUGGGGAGCGGUUCAGGACGGCGUUGGGCAGGGUGAUGCGGAGAGGUGGCUGCUGCCAGAGCGGGGGCCAAGAGCAGUGCUCCUCCGCCUGCGACAGCCAGGAGCACAGCUCAGACUGGUCCUUUGCCAUGCUGGGCAGGCGGCGGGUGAGGAACUCGCUGACCCUCAGCACCCAUUUGUCCUCCUCGCUUACCCCCCGGCCUUGCCAAGUCCUCUUGUAA
Messenger RNA from Chroicocephalus ridibundus (black-headed gull), 1182 nucleotides. It is a transcript of the gene CCR9, whose product is annotated as C-C motif chemokine receptor 9. Bases 1 to 1182 code for a protein of 393 amino acids. Gene Ontology annotation, biological process: cell chemotaxis; calcium-mediated signaling; immune response. Lineage: Eukaryota; Metazoa; Chordata; Aves; Charadriiformes; Laridae. Gene Ontology annotation, cellular component: external side of plasma membrane; membrane. The record is from RefSeq and is a predicted model, not a curated record. The transcript is spliced from 2 exons. Gene Ontology annotation, molecular function: scavenger receptor activity; C-C chemokine binding; C-C chemokine receptor activity.